AUGGAAGCUGUCAAAGACCAGAUCGGCUUAGCGAGCGGUGCCUCCUCACCAACCACUUCCUCCAGCCUCUCCAACACGCUUACCAGCAUGCGUUCCAUGGGAAAAUGGCCAUCAUUGUCUGAUGGUAGCUUAGGUGAUGUCCUUAUCAUCGGCGGGUGUGGAUUUUUAGGCCACCACAUCGUCCGUUUCUGUGACAAUGACCCAGCUUGCACUUCUGUCACAGUUAUGUGCCGAUCUCCCUUCAAAAAUCUCCAAGAUGGCGUCAACUAUCUCAUAGGGGAUAUCACCAACAUCCAGCACGUCCGGCAUGUCAUGCGCAAGGUCAAGCCAAAGACCAUUAUUAACACCGCAUCACCACACGCUUACAAAGACCAUGAGAGUGUUCCAGACAUUUUCCGCGUCAAUAUAAACGGCAAUCAAAACCUACUCCUCGCUGCUAGAGAGAUUGGUACCGUUAAGCUGUAUAUCUACACCUCUUCAGCCCCGAUCGUUGCCAGCCCAGGUGGUGGAUAUGACCAUGCUGAUGAGAACGCUCCUACGUUAGCAGUGCCUCGGCUCAUCAGAGGCGAUCCAUACCACAUUGCCAAAGCUCUGGCUGACAAGAUAGUCCUCCAAGCUAAUGGGAAGGGUGGGAUAUUGACUUGCACUAUUCGUCCAACCGCCUUGUAUGGCGAGGGAGAUGGCCAGAUGGUCGGACCGGUCAUUCAAGCUCUUGAGGAUGGAUACACGGGUAUGUGGACGGGAUACAACGACGCGGAGAUGGAUGUGGUUUACGUCGGACACGUAGCUAUCGCUCACUUGCUUGCUGCCAAGGGCAUGCUUGCUGAGAUGUCAGACCCCAAGGCUAUCAAGAUCUCAGGCCAGGCAUACAACAUUACCGACGACGAACCUCACCACCCACUUGAUUUCUUCCGAAUGUUCUGGGCAACUGCAGGACAUGAGCGACCUUUUGAGGGAAUUAUUUACAUCCCUCCACACAUCGUUAUGGCGAUGGCGCACUUUGCCGAGUGGUUCGUCUGGGCCACCUCAAAAGGCAAGCUUCGACCGAAGGCUUUGCUUGUAGAGCGUAUGGAGUUUGUACUUUACACCAGAACAUAUUCCAUUGAGAAGGCCAAGAGUAUGCUCGGCUUUACUCCUUGGAAAGACCAGCCUUAUGUGAACCAGAUAGAGGCAAUUAAAGGUUCCGUAGCUCAUUACCUUCUUCCAGAAAAUCAUGGAGCAGUCAAGACUGGAGCAAUUCCAGCAUGGCCCGAAACUCCAUUCAAGCUAAUUACUAGCACUGGCGUUCUCACCGACCCUUCGGUUCCUAAAGGUCACCACUGCGUAGAGGCUGCGCGCUUCAUGGCUCAGACGCAUAACACGAUCUUCCGCGCUCUCAACGCUAUCUACGCACACUCGUAUAAUGUUAGGCCUGCAACCUCGGCUGCUUCGUCUCUGCUAUCAUAUUGCUCCACGACGUAUGACUUCAUGCACCACCACCAGCUCGUAGAGGAACAUGUGUACUUCCCGGCGAUCGAGGCCGCGUCAACCAAGAGCCUGAUGCAAGAGAACGUCUCCCAGCACCUUUUGAUGGAAAAGGGUCUCGAGGCAUUUCGCCGCUACGCAGAGGUCACCCACAAGGAGAGUUUUUCAGGGGAGGGGCUGCGACGUGUCAUCGAUGGAUUUAAAGAGGCCUACGAGAAGCACCAGCACGAGGAAAUUGGAACGAUCCUGUCCUUGGGCAAGGUCAUUGACAGCGACACCUUGAAGACCAUCGACAUGGAGAUGAGAAGCGAGGCCGAACGACAAAGUGAUGUAUUCAAGCAAGUUCUUCUCUCUCUCUCCUUUCUUUUACCACUUCCAAUCACAUCCUCAUUAAGGAUUGCCCCCUUUGUCCUCAGCGCGCAAGACUCCCACUUCCUCAUCGACGGCAAGAUCCAUGCCUAUCCGCCUUUGAACCCCAUCAGUCGCAUCUUUGUCCCGGUCUUCGUCUCCCUCUUCAUGUACCCGCGCCAUGCCGACGCCUGGGAAUACGCCCCCUCAACCCUCCGAGGUGGCCGCAAGCCCCUCCCAGCACCUGCCAGGAACAGCAACAACAACAAUAAUAACGACGACCACGACGACUGCGACGGCGACGGAGGAUGCUGCUGCUUCUUUGCCGACGGCGCCAAGGUCUACAUGCAAGGCGUCAAGUUCGGCGUCCCGGCUUUUUACGCCUGGGUUGAUACCCUGCAGGGAAGCAGAGCGGUGCAGCGACUGGUGCUGGCUAUCGCCGCUCUCUGCUUGGCUUACGCCGUGCUGAGAUGA
Molecule: messenger RNA, 2286 nt
Organism: Drepanopeziza brunnea f. sp. 'multigermtubi' MB_m1
Lineage: Eukaryota; Fungi; Ascomycota; Leotiomycetes; Helotiales; Drepanopezizaceae
Biological process (GO): steroid biosynthetic process
Molecular function (GO): 3-beta-hydroxy-Delta5-steroid dehydrogenase (NAD+) activity
Source: RefSeq, a predicted model, not a curated record